Malaclemys terrapin pileata is the source of this 2426-nucleotide messenger RNA. It is a transcript of the gene PITX2, whose product is annotated as paired like homeodomain 2. The record is from RefSeq and is a predicted model, not a curated record. Gene Ontology annotation, cellular component: nucleus. The transcript is spliced from 6 exons. The coding region runs from base 708 to 1664 and encodes 318 amino acids. Gene Ontology annotation, biological process: anatomical structure morphogenesis; regulation of transcription by RNA polymerase II. NCBI's taxonomy places the organism in Eukaryota, Metazoa, Chordata, Testudines, Emydidae. Gene Ontology annotation, molecular function: DNA-binding transcription factor activity, RNA polymerase II-specific; RNA polymerase II cis-regulatory region sequence-specific DNA binding.
ACUUCUCCAGCGCUGCGUUUCCCACCCCAUCUCUCUCUCUCUCUCUCUUUUUCUCUCGAGCAAGCACACACAGACCCCUCUCUCACACACACACCUCGGUUUUCUUCUUUAGCUCUAACUAUUCUUCCUUUGCUUGUUUCUUCUUCCCCUUUCCUGUUUUUUUUCUUUUUCCCACUCCCCCAAACACACACACAUACACACACACUUUCAGGUUUUUUUUCUCAGAAUUUCUGUUACUCUUCAUCCUUUCCUGCCUCAUCAUUUCGAUUUUCGCGCGUGUGUGUCAAACAUACAAAUGCUAAUAUAGCAUAGAGCUCCCCUCUGUGUAUCGCUGCCUCUGCCUCCCCUUCCCCAGCUCCACUGCCCCCUGCACUCCCCCUCGGCUCCGCUCCUCGGUGGAGUGAGUUUGGUGGAAUCUCUGCUGACGUCACGUCGCUCCCAGUGCAGAGAGGGGGCGAGAGAGAGAGAGCCGGAGAGUAAAAGAAAGAGCGAGUCAGACACAGGAAGAUCUCCGAUCCCACAGCGAAUACACUAGCCCUCCGCCGCCCCCCUCCACGGAACCCUGCGCUCUGGUUUGGAUCCUUUAUUACUUCUGCCCCCGCGUCGCUGGCGCUGCAGUCAAGCCAGCCCGCAGGAUUUGCUCGAUCUCGAGGAGGAGAAGGAAGAAUAACGGGGUGGAAAGCUCAACUGGUAGCCGAUAACGGGUGAUGGAGUCCAACUGUCGUAAGCUAGUAUCGGCUUGUGUUCAAUUAGUAGGGGUGCAACCUUCUACAGUUGAAUGUCUUUUCUCCAAAGACUCUGAUAUUAAAAAGGGGGAAUUCAGUGACUCUCCAGAGGGCAGGAAAGAGGCAACCAGCAGCAAGCUUUUCGGGAGGCAGCAUCCCAGCGCCAACGAGAAAGAGAAAAACCAGCAGAGUAAAAAUGAGGAUGCCGGGGUUGACGAUCCCUCCAAGAAAAAGAGGCAACGGCGGCAGAGGACUCAUUUCACCAGCCAGCAGCUGCAAGAACUAGAGGCCACUUUCCAGAGGAAUCGCUACCCGGACAUGUCCACCCGAGAAGAGAUCGCCGUCUGGACCAACCUCACCGAAGCCAGAGUCAGGGUUUGGUUCAAGAACCGCAGAGCCAAAUGGAGAAAGAGAGAAAGAAACCAGCAGGCUGAGCUUUGCAAAAAUGGCUUUGGUCCACAAUUUAACGGUCUAAUGCAGCCCUACGAUGAUAUGUACCCCGGCUAUUCUUACAACAACUGGGCAGCCAAAGGCCUGACCUCUGCCUCCCUUUCCACCAAAAGCUUUCCUUUCUUCAACUCUAUGAAUGUCAACCCUCUGUCUUCUCAGAGCAUGUUCUCCCCUCCAAAUUCCAUUUCAUCCAUGAGUAUGUCUUCAAGCAUGGUGCCCUCUGCAGUCACUGGGGUCCCUGGUUCCAGCCUCAACAGCCUGAAUAACUUGAACAACUUGAGCAAUCCCUCUCUGAAUUCUGCAGUGCCAACGCCAGCCUGUCCUUAUGCUCCUCCAACACCUCCUUAUGUUUAUAGGGACACAUGUAACUCUAGCUUGGCUAGUCUGAGACUUAAAGCCAAGCAGCACUCCAGCUUUGGAUACGCCAGUGUUCAGAACCCAGCUUCCAACCUGAGCGCAUGCCAAUACGCUGUGGACAGACCCGUGUGAGAUAUUAAAGUAUAAAAUACUGAAUGGGAAUCCCUCCCCCUUCCCACAAAGACUGAGAAUUAUACUAGAAAGUAAUGGGCACUAUAGAGAAAGAGAACGAAAGAAAGAAAGAAAACAAAGAGAAAAUGAAACCACUGAAAUAAGAUAGUCCCUUUGUUUUCAAAGGACCUCCUGCAGAUUCUGACAUAUUUCACUAAGAGUAUUUCCAACAGUUACAAGAACACACACACACAUACACACACACACACAUAUAUAUAUAUAUAUUUACAUAUGCAUAUAUAUAUAUAUAUAUAUAUAUAUGGACAAAUGUUUGACUGGAUAUGAUAUGACAUUUUAAUGUUACUAUAAGCUUGUUAUUUUUUAAGUUUAGCAUUGUUAACAUAAAAAAUGACUGAAAGGAUGUAUAUAUAUGGAAAUGUCAAAUUAAUUUUAUAAAAGCAGUUGUUAGUAAUAUCACAACAGUGUUUUUAAAGGUUAGGCUUUAAAAUAAAGCAUGUUACACAGAAGCGAUUAGAAUUUUUCGCUUGCGAGCAAGGGAAUGUAUAUACUAAAUGCGACACUGUAUGUUUCUAACAUAUUAUUAUUAAAAAACAUUGUGUGAAUAUCAGUUUUAGAAUAGUAUCUCUGGUGGAUGCAAUGAUGUUUCUGAAAUUGCAAUGUAAAACAUGCCCUGUGUAUAACAUUUCGUACAAUAUUAUUGUUUUACUUUUCAGCAAACAUGAAAAAUGUGUUUUAUUUCAUGGGAGUAAAAUAUACAGCAUA